Molecule: messenger RNA, 2762 nt
Organism: Hemibagrus wyckioides
Lineage: Eukaryota; Metazoa; Chordata; Actinopteri; Siluriformes; Bagridae
Exons: 11
Coding region: 88-1557 (489 amino acids)
Source: RefSeq, a predicted model, not a curated record
GUCCACUUCCUCAAAUAUAUCUUUACAAGAAGAUCCAAAAGUAAGAAUACGUUCUUUCUAAGUGGAACUAUAGACAAUGAAUCCAGAAUGAUGCUGCUGCUGAUCCUGUUGUUGAAUAUUACAGUUUCAGUGUCAGGUAUCCAGAACCUGAAAAUGUCAUGCAGUCAUGAGAAGACCUGUGCUCUGAGGGACUCAUCUGUAAACCUGAAGUGCUCUUACUCAAAUAUCAACAUCAUCACUGGAUUCUGGUUCAGCUUCAAGGACAAGGCUAAAUGGAGGGAGGAGGAACAGCCAGAGGAUUUAGCUUUAGACUCCGACUACGCCGGACGUGUGAACUACACAGAGAUGACAAACUCAAGAUCGACUCUUACAAUAACAGAUCUGAGAGAGAGAGACGCGGGGGAAUAUCGCUUCAUGCUCAUUACGGAUAAAGGAGAGAAAUACGUGAGCUCAGCUGGAGUUACUCUGACAGUUACAGAUCUGCAGGUGAUCCGUGACUACAAAAAUCAAGCUCUAAUCUGCCACACUUCCUGUCAUCUAACCUUUGCUGCUAAUGUGUACUACUGGUACAAGGAUCAACAAUACAUACAGGAUAACAAAGACACCCAGGGAACUUUCCCUUUAAGCAAUGAUGAAGAAGUCAGUUACUCCUGCUCUGUUCACGGCUAUAAUGAGAUUCGAGCUCCUUCUCUUUGUGUUGGAAGGAGCUGUAUGAGGGUGACCUACCCAGACAAGAGAGUCUGUGUUUUGGAAGGGUCUUCAGUGGAAAUUGCUGGAAAUUACAUGCUUUCCAGUGGACAGAGUGUUAAAGAAGUAUUCUGGCAUUCUUCUAAGGACUUCAAGGACCUGAUGCAUGAGUUUACUAAUCGAGUUGAAUAUGUGAAGCAAGACAGAAACUGCACUCUGAAAAUGAACCAGCUGAGAAAGAACGAUUCUGGAGAAUAUCGGCUUAGAGUAGUUUAUACAUCUAACCGAUUAUCUGGUAGACCUGGAGUGGUUCUUAUUGUUACAGACCUGCAGGUAAGACUGAGUCACUAUGCAGGGUCAUCAGAAGAACGGACGACAGUAACGCUGAGCUGCAUCACGUCCUGCACUCUGUCCAACAGCCCCACUUACCUGUGGUACAAGAACGGACAGCCUGUUACUGAUAAACUCACCAAACACAACAAACUCUACCUCUUCUUCAGCGAAGAUGCAGGGAACUACUCCUGUGCUGUGAAAGGACGUGAGGAUCUUCGCUCUCCUGAACAAACUGUUAGACAGAACCAAGCUGUAGUGUGGAAGCUGUAUGCUGUAUGGGGAGCUGCUGCUGCACUUGUUCCUGCUCUGCUUCUCUCUCUUCUUAUCACCGUCCUGUGUGUUAAGAGGAAGAAAAGAGCAGAAAGAGACACUCAGUGUGUUCCAACGCCUGGAGAUGACACAUACACAGCGCUGAACCUCAUGACUGUGUCCCCAGAAUAUGACACACUGCAAAAUAUUAAAAGCUCUGCCAGUGACACUUACACCACCCUGAACCCUGCAACCAUGUGCUCUGAUUAUGAUACACUGAGGAAGUGAAACAACCUGCAACCACAGUCUCUGGGAAUAUUUAAACAUUUCCUCAGUCCUCAGUCCUCAGCAUUUGUUAUUUUUAUUAUGUUUAGUUUUUUUUGUUUAUAUGUUUAGUCUUGUAAACUAGAAUAAAAUGAUGAUAAAGUAAGGAAUACACACCUCCCUGGACAGAAAUUUUAUUUUGCCUGAUGUUUUACUGUCCAAUGUUUAAAAUCUUUCUAUGUACAAGAAUAAAAUUGAGCUUAUGGGCAUUUUGGCAGGACAGAAUGAUGUACACUUUUGAAAUUAUAACUGUGUUUUUAUACAGCAGCAUCUUAAAGUGUUAAAAAAAUAAAGGUUGCAGAUGUUGUCAAGACCACUAGCAGAUCAAGUUCCUCUCUGGCAUCCACCAGACUCAACACCAGGCCCUUCUCAAGCAGAAUGUAGAGGAGGAGCAGCACUUCAAGUCUUCGCCAGCUGGGGACGCCGCUCCACUAUGGAGUUUCUGUGGAGGAUGUCGCUCUGCAUCUCGGGUGUAAGACGCUUCCCUUACGUCUCAUGUACGUGUCAGAUGCCACUGUAUCCCCAGGAUCUGGGGCACCACUGUAGACUGCAGUUAUGAACUAUGUCAUGCCUUGGAUCUCCCCUCUUGGACUGCACCUGCCAUCUAUGCCUGGGUCGUCCUUCAGAUAUGCUGGAGGCGCUUCAGGAGCCGUGCCUUAGAGGGGGGACUAUGUCAGGAACCACUGGAUAGUUCCCUGCCAGGCCUGGAGAGGGUGCUGGCAGGUGAUUCUAUGAAGCCUGCUUUAUUGUGUGUAUUUUGUGCCACGCCUUUCCUAUUGUUCUCGUUCCUGCUGUUUCACCUGUUCUCUAUUAGCCUUAAUGUUUAGCCCUAUAAAUAGGGAUCCUUUUGUACCUGUCCUUGUCGGCUAUUGUUCUAUGUUCAUUGCUUUGUAUGUUAGGUUUUGUUUUGUUAGCGUUAUGUCUAAUGUUUAGGUUAAUCUUCCCCAAGUCUCGUGUUUAUGUUAAUAAAGCAGCACUUAUUUGAAUCCUGCAUCUGGGUCUGUCUCCAUAGCGUGUCGCGGCGCUCAGCAACCACAGAGAUCCGGCAUGUUACAGCUGUAUUAUCUGUUUUACUCUCUUUUUUUAUUUUUUUUUUCACUAAAAGUGCAUUUUAUUUAACUGAAAUAUAGCAUGAAAGGUUUUUUUUGGUAGGAAAUAUUAUCAAUGCU